UCCAACAAAUUUCGUAUUCAUCAGAAAUAAUGUUUUUACGAUAUAUAAUAUUCAUAAUAAUUUCAAAUUGUUUUUUAUUCAGUGAAAAUAAAUUUGUGCUACCACGAAAUAUACAAAGAUGUAAUCUCACAGAUUCAAGUUUAAAUGCGUGUAUUUUAAAGAAUGCUCAAGAUUCUUUGGCGAUGUUAAAAGAUGGAAUACCAAAUUUUCAAAUUUUACCAAUGGAUCCAUUAUUUAUUGAACGAUUAGCCAUACCCGCAAAGAAUGGUAUCAGUGCAGUAAAAUUAACUCAAGAGUAUCGAAAUGUUCUCUUGCAUGGUUUGUCAAGAUCAAAAAUUUUGGAUUUAAAAAUCGAUAUUUACAAUAAUUAUCAAUUGAACAUUACAAUAUUGACACCUGUCACAUAUAUGACCGGCGAUUAUCAUUUAGCUGGUAAAGUAUUAGUUUUACCAAUUAUGGGUAAUGGAACCUUUAAUAUAACGUUAAUCAAUACAAAAAGUUUUAUGAAUAUCACAUCGAAAAUCAUCAAAAAACCAAAUAUUGAAUAUUUACAUAUAAUUAAAUGUGAUUUAGAAUUAUAUCCAGAAGAAAUUCGAAUGCAAUUCGAGAAUCUAUUUAAUGGGGAUCCAACACUUGGAACACAAAUGAAUGUAUUCUUAAAUGAAAAUAGCCAAACAAUAUUUGAUGAAUUAAAGGAAAAAAAGUUCGAAUUACAAGGGACACCGGAUUAG
This is a messenger RNA of Chrysoperla carnea, 731 nucleotides long. Its product is annotated as protein takeout-like. NCBI's taxonomy places the organism in Eukaryota, Metazoa, Arthropoda, Insecta, Neuroptera, Chrysopidae. The transcript has 5 exons. The record is from RefSeq and is a predicted model, not a curated record. The coding region runs from base 30 to 731 and encodes 233 amino acids.